Contarinia nasturtii (swede midge) is the source of this 5508-nucleotide messenger RNA. It is a transcript of the gene ago, whose product is annotated as F-box/WD repeat-containing protein 7. Bases 508 to 4533 code for a protein of 1341 amino acids. NCBI's taxonomy places the organism in Eukaryota, Metazoa, Arthropoda, Insecta, Diptera, Cecidomyiidae. Gene Ontology annotation, cellular component: cytoplasm; nucleus. Gene Ontology annotation, molecular function: ubiquitin binding. The transcript has 12 exons. Gene Ontology annotation, biological process: proteasome-mediated ubiquitin-dependent protein catabolic process; ubiquitin recycling. The record is from RefSeq and is a predicted model, not a curated record.
UCUAAAUUUAAGCGUGGUUCAGUUGGCUGCAGAGAAUUUGUGUCGUCGCGAAAAUAUGUUCACGAUGGAAUAAAACAACUCAAAGAUACAUCAUUAAUAUAUAUUUUUAUUUUAAUUUUUUCCGUUCUUGUAAGUGCUCGAUAUAAAUUUCGUCGAUUAAUUGUUUCCGUAAUCGUGGGCUAAAAAAUUUUCUUUCGAUAUCGAUUUUUGUUUUUUAUCACCGAAAAAAAAAAUAGAAUUGCUGGGAAAAAAUCGUGUUCGCUAAACAAAUAGUGUGAAAAAAAUUUAUUAUAUGUAUAUAUACAUAUAAAGAAAAGAAACAAAUGGUUCAAAGUGUAAGGAAAAAUUAAAACUGUGAGCGUGUGUGUGUGUGUGGAAACGAAAUUUCUUGUACAGAAAAAUGUCUUGUAUUCGAUCAGAGAAUUACACAAUUUGAUAUCAGUCAACGAAAUUUUCAUUAUUCCAUCGGAAAAAACGAAAAUUCACACAAGCAUUAAAUUGUACAGAAUGGCUGACAAGUGUACAGAAUUUUCGAAAAAGCAACAAGAACCAAAAAUAAAUGAUGGUGAACAUAAAUCAAGUGUUACUGCUGAUUCGACUGCGUCUACCGAAGUCAAAACUGCCAUAAAUGUAGAUGAUAAAAAUGCACAUAAUGCAAAAUCAAUGUUAAGUAGUGUAGGAGCAGCUGAAAUUGAAUCAGCAAACGUAGCGCAUACAACAAGAACAACUGCACACACACCAUCCAAUGAUUCAACAUUAACGAAAACAACAACAACAACAACCAUAAGAGCAAACACGCCAAACCAUGAUAUCAUCAAUUCGAAAACGACGAGUACUUCUGAAGAAAUCAAAACAUCUCCAACAUCCUCGCAAGCACCCGUGGUCGUUGAUAUUGUAAUGACUGGAAACGAAUUAAUGGAAAUGAAAGAAUCAACAACAACAGCAGCCGGUAUGCAAACGACAGCGACGACUCCAAUUCAUAAAGGCAUUGAAAGUGAUUACUUAAAUGAAAAUGAGAAUGAAGCCGACGAAAUAUCAGAAAACAGUGAUAAUUUUCUGUACGAGGCCCGUGCAAAUGCGGAAAAAGUUAUGUAUUUAAAUUUAGAAACACCUGUUCUUGAUGAUAAUAAUGAAUUUAUGGAAGUCGAUCAACGCCAAUGCCACGGUGCAGAACAAUCACAGCCGCACUAUUGCAAACGUGGUUUCCGCAAGUCUGAUAAUACAGCCAAUUUCACGGUAACCAAACCUAAACGUCUAAGUGAUGAAUUCGAUUCGCGCGACAAUGAUAUUAGCAAUAAUAAAGAAACGCUGCCUGUUGUGAAUACGAUCGGUGAAAAAGUGUCCCAAUCUGAUUUGAUGAUCGGCGAGGGUUCACCAGAAGACAAUAGCAACAAUGUAAAUGAAAGCGAUUUAGUAAAGAUGAAUCGUUCGUCGGAUAUUAUUGAUGACGAUACAUCAACUAGUAGUUUGAUAAAUAUUGCAAAUAAACAGCCGCCAAUCCAAGAGCAUAUGGAAGAUUCCUCAUCGCCACACUCGUCCAUGUCACCGGCUGACGUUGCCAUUGCUGAUCAAAAACAGCAAAUAGAACAUUUGUCGGAUGUUGUCGAAGAAUUGACAAACCAUGGCGAUGAGCAUCAGCAACGAUCGGAGCAUUUUUUCGCAAAUUCGCAGCGCUUAUUCACAAACUCGAACCAAUUGUAUACAAAUAAUGAUGUGCAAUCAAUGGAUGCUAUUGAACGAAGAGAUUUUAUCAACGAACAAGAAGCGACGGCCAAUUGUAUAUUGAGCAGUAGUUCGUUGAUUAUCAAUGGAACCAAUGGAGAUGAACCGAGACUGAAUUUAGAUUUGUUAGGGAAUAGUUUUUCACAAAAAAUGGAACAAAUAGCCGCUUUGACUGAAGAGCAAACUACCAAACACGCCGAUAAUGUGACUUCGACUGAAAAUGGCGCCCAAAAUGCAAUUAAUAUUAAUAGCAAUGAUCAAUUGAUUACAACACCCACCACAAGUAGAACAAAGCGAUCUCGACUGCCAUCACAUCACGCCGAAAAAAUCACAUUACCAAGGAGCAUCGAAAAAAUAAACGAUUCCGGUAAGGAAUCAACGUCAACGGCAACAGCAACAUCAUCACAUCGCGAAGCAUCCGAUAUAAACUCAACCGCCAUGCCAACAGAUGCUUCGAAUCAAUCGAACGCAUGCAAUUGUACAACGGAUACGAUUGACGAUGAACAACAAUCCACCUCGAAAUCAACAUGUUCGAAUUGCAAUAAAGAGCCAGCCAACGAAUCACGUUUGGAAGAUGCAUCGAAUGCUGACCUCGACGAUGAUGAGGAUUUAGACGAUGAUACUGCCGGCGAUCAUGAAGAUGCCGAAGAAAACGGCGAAUCAUCAUCAACGUCACGAGCUAAUUCAAGUCGUGUUCGAUGUAGUGGGAAUAGUUCAUGUACUAGCAACUGUAAAAACAAACAUUCGAAUUCCGAUAAUACAAGACAAGAUGCAGCCGCAUCCGCAGAUCUUCCACCAAAUGUUUCACCAUCAUACUACCGAGAAGCCGGAAUUGCACUUGAAGAUCAAGAGUUAAAAGAGUAUGAAAAUGAGACGAUAGAUAAAAAUUUCCGAUUGAUGAUGGGACUAGAACCGGAAAAUCCGUAUGCCGAUUGGUCGUGUGAAGUGAAUUCGGAUGGUGAAGAAGUGUGCACGUGCCGUGAUUAUGCCGAUAACGAAACGACUGUAAACAGUGAAGAUGAAUUACCAAGUCGAGAUGUGGAUUUGUCUUUAUAUUCAAUUUCUGGUGUUGUGCUAAAUAGCAAUGGUAACUCAUCAACCGAUACACCAACAUCUCGAAAUCAUCGAAAGCGAAAACUAACCGAAAAUCGAUCGUCAAUAUUUAGUGACACAACUAGUGGUUGCAGUGAUGCAAAUAGCAAUGAUAGAAAACGUCUUGCGCUCGAUGAAUCAGGCGUAUCACAAAAGUUAAAUUCAAGCACGAGCGGUAGUCAACCAAGUACUCCAACUAGUUCAUCAACAAAUAUUAGCUUACGAACACCACGUUCAGUGAUUCCAACGCGAGACAAUCCGCCGCCCGAAUUGUCUGAUUGGUUAAAUCAAUUCAAGCAAUGGUCACAUGUUGAGCGCUUAGUCGCCGUCGAUCGGUUGAUUGAGCAUUGUGAACCCACCCAAGUGCGACACAUGAUGAAAGUAAUUGAACCACAAUUUCAACGUGAUUUCAUAUCGCUAUUGCCUGGCGAGCUUGCACUUCAAGUUCUAUCCUAUUUAACACCAAAAGAUCUUCUUCGGGCAGCGCAAACGUGUAAAAGUUGGCGUGCUCUAUGUGAUGACAAUUUAUUAUGGAAAGUAAAAUGUAAACAAUUAAAUAUUUCGAUUGAAACGUCAAAAGAUCGUCCGAAACGUGGUCGUAUUGGUAAUAUGCCACCAAUAUCAUCGCCAUGGAAAGCAGCUUAUAUUCGACAACAUAUCAUUGAAAUGAAUUGGCGUUCACGGCCAAUUCGUGAGCCAAAAGUUCUCAAAGGUCAUGACGAUCAUGUUAUAACUUGUCUUCAAUUUUGCGGUAAUCGCAUCGUUUCCGGCUCGGAUGAUAAUACGCUUAAAGUUUGGUCAGCCGUCACUGGUAAAUGUUUACGCACAUUAGUUGGACACACCGGUGGCGUUUGGUCAUCACAAAUGUCAGCUAAUAUCAUAAUUUCGGGUAGCACAGAUCGAACAUUGAAAGUUUGGAACGCUGACAAUGGCUAUUGUAUUCAUACACUAACUGGACACACGUCUACCGUUCGUUGUAUGCAUUUACACGAGAAAAAGGUUGUAAGCGGAUCACGAGAUGCGACGCUUCGUGUUUGGGAUAUAGUACAAGGCAAAUGUUUGCAUACGCUUGUUGGCCAUUUGGCAGCUGUUCGUUGUGUACAAUAUGAUGGAAAGCUUGUGGUUUCCGGUGCUUAUGAUUAUAUGGUUAAGGUUUGGAAUCCAGAAACAGAAGAAUGUUUGCAUACAUUACAAGGCCACACAAAUCGUGUUUACUCACUUCAGUUUGACGGCGUUCACGUUGUAUCUGGUUCGUUGGAUACAUCGAUUCGCGUUUGGGAUGCAAUUACAGGAACCUGCAAACACACCUUAAUGGGUCAUCAAAGUCUUACAUCUGGCAUGGAAUUGCGACAAAACAUAUUGGUGUCGGGAAAUGCUGAUUCCACAGUCAAAGUUUGGGAUACGACCAAUGGCCAAUGCUUACAAACACUAUCGGGUCCAAAUAAACAUCAAUCGGCUGUUACGUGUUUGCAAUUUAAUUCUCGAUUCGUAAUUACGUCAUCCGAUGAUGGAACGGUUAAAUUAUGGGACGUUCGUACUGGUGAAUUCAUUCGUAACUUAGUCACAUUAGAAUCGGGCGGCUCAGGCGGUGUCGUUUGGAGAAUACGAUCAAAUGACACCAAAUUAAUAUGCGCUGUUGGAUCCCGUAAUGGCACCGAAGAGACCAAGCUGAUGGUAUUGGACUUUGAUGUUGAAGGUGCCUGCUUGAAAUGCUCAUAAAUUUAAGUCGAUUCAGAAAAUUUAAAGUGAACGAAAAAAAAAUCUCAUUACAAAAUUACAAAACAGCAAAUAGAAACACAUACCGACAAAUUAUACCAAAUCAAAAUUAUAAAAUUGGAUAAUUUUUUUUAAACAAAUUAUAAAUGAACAAAUAACCAAAUGUAAACCACACAGCUGAAAUUGGAUGCAUGAUAGUGAUGGUAAUUUUGCAUCUCGAUUAACACAAAUGAGCUAACCAUUUUGAAAUUGAAGAAAGAAAAAUAUCAAAUGUCAUAGAAAUGAUCCAAUGUAACAAACAAUUGUAUAUUGUUUUUAAUUGAUUACAAAUUGUAAUUGCAAUGUAAUCAGAUAUAUGUGAUGGUUAAAAUCGAGAGCAUUCAAUACGGUUUUAUUGCAUAAAGCAAGCAAUCAAGGAAACGAACGAAACAAAUUUAAAAAGAAACACACAUGAUUAGUAUUAAAGCCAUACACACUCGACAAAAAUCUGAAUAGAUCUUAAUCUGAAACAAUUUUUUUUUCAUUGAACAAACGAGAUACACAAGAAACAACUAGUAUUGGGAAUUUUGUUUUUUUCGCGUAGGUAGUUAAAUAUGUAAGAGUGACAGAGAGUGUGAGAUAGAGAGAUAGAAAGGGAGAUAAAAAAAUACAAUUGAACCCAACAAACUCUUUUUGUGAAAGAGCAAGAGAAUGAUAAAUACAAAUGCAGAUCAGUUCGUUUUAUAAACUUAUUACAGAUUGUUUUUCCCAAUGUCACAGUAAUCGAACAAGAUCAAGUUUUGAACAUUUUAAACGUAAAUUACGCCAAUUUUAUGUAACAACCGCAAAUUUCAGAGGAAAAUAUCGUGUAUGUAUUUUUUUCGUUCGUUUCUUCCUUUCUUACAUUGAUUUUUGGCUGUUUUUCACUGUUCAACGACAAAUAAAACAUGAACUACGAUGAAGAGAGGAAGAGAUUUUCUUACCUUGUGUAUGACUGAA